Amoebophrya sp. A120 is the source of this 7690-nucleotide messenger RNA. The record is from the annotation of a GenBank genome assembly. Lineage: Eukaryota; Dinophyceae; Syndiniales; Amoebophryaceae.
AGGAAAACACUUGUUUCGGAACCACCACUUUCGAAACGAAGUUCUUUGUACGUUUUCCUUUCCCUGAAAUUAGCUCGAACUAAUUUUCAAAACGUGUUUCUUUAACAACAUACAACCUUUCAUACCCUGAGAGGCUUGCUCAAAUCGGUGUUUUGCAACGAAAUUAAGCCACCCGGAAUAAUAAACUACUCAAAUUUAUUGCGCCAAGACGAGAAGAAAAUCAUGGCGAGCUACAACGAAAACGAAUCCAAGUCCACCCCUCAUGGUGGCAAAUUGUACAAGAAGCGCGCAUUCGGAGGAGCGGCUUCUUCCCUAGCGGCGGGGGCCACCGUUGUGCACCUGUUGGCCACGACUGGGACGUCGGUGGACGCUGCGCUGGUGACCACGAACAAGGGCCAGCACACCAGCACCGCGCGCGUGGGCACCUCCGCGAAGACCACCUCCCAGCGCACGAACAAGAAGAAAACCUCCAAGAAGAUCGCGGCACAGGGGACUAUGGCUUGCUCAGAGGAGGGGAUCAUUUUUAGCAUUUCAGUGUAAAAGUAAUAUAUAACUACAAGGCCGUCGCCGUGCAAAGUGAAAGUUCAAGUUGUCUUGCCUGGCCAAGGUCUAUUCAAAGUAUCAAGGUCUACUCCCUGCUGUCCCUCGCAACAUGUUGAAACUGGGUGCUGACCGCAUUUCGUAAGUUUGUGAUGCUGGUACGCACGAGGACCACGGCGAGUGAGCGAGACAGAUCGUCGUCCGCAGUUUGCAUCACGAAUAAUUGUCGCAGUCGAGAUGGUAAAAAUAUUGGUAUUCUCAUCUGAGCACGCUAUACAGAAAACUCACCGUGUGCUGGUGGAGCACGAGGAGAAGAAGAAUUUGCGCGCUGGCGGAAAGAGCAAAAUGCACGAAAACGUGAAUCUCGAAGAAGCUGGCGCAGACCCGACGUCCUUCUCCUUCAUGAAAGCGUACUGUGACAAUAUUACAAUGAAAAAUGCCUCCACCCCCGAACUUGGGAGAAUUUGUAUUGCAAACCUUUCCAAAUAUAACAUUCGCCCUCUUGCAUCUAUCAGCAUCACAGGUUUCCAAUCGUGAAUAGCAAAAAUUUGCAUUGCAAAAAACCCCAGCAGGAGCGGCGCUUGUCAUGCAAGCGAUGCGAUACACGCCUUAGCUCUGCAUCAGAAAGAUUCAAACUCCUUUCAUGCAUGACAAAAACUUUUCAUUUGGAAACUUCGCAUUACAAAUUUUUGCAAUUUCAGGGGUGGGGGGCAUUUUUCACUGUAAUAAGCAAUCAGACAACGGAGGACACCUGCCAAUUGGACGCGUCAAAAAACACUGAUAAUCCUGUCAGUUGCCUGUGGCAGUGGAACGGUACCGCUAAUGCCGGCAACGGAACGCAUUUCUGCCAGUGGUCGGGACAGCUGCUGUUCGACGAAAAGAUUGGCAAUCCGCUUUGCGCUGCCGGAUAUCCCACAGAAAAAGACAGGCAGGGCAUGAUAUUUGUAAAGGCAAAAGAACGAUGUAGAUGAAGCACACAAAAAAGAACGCUCUUGUUGCGCGCCUUGAACAGCAUGCGAUGACGAGCUUGCCCAUGACAGAUUUUUGUGUUAAGUACAUAAGUAGUUAUUUUUUGCGUUGCAAAUAUGGAUAUGUAUAUGCCCUGCUUGCUUUUUUCUGUAUGAUACCGCAUUCGCGUUGAAGGGAGAGAAAGAGUGCACGGGAAAUCUGUUCGACGACUUUCGGCAGUGGUACGGGACUCUCAAACGUUACACUCUCAAAGCUGUUACAUGAAUAAUUUGUGCUGCAAGAACAGAAAAAGCGAAGGCGAACGGAACGGAGGGAGCUUGCGGUUUAAAUGCAUAUACAACUACAGGUUUCUUGGCGCAGAUUUUGAUUUUAUUUGGCGCGUCGAUAACUUGUCACGCGAAGGAGCAGCUUGAUCGUGGAGAUAAAGAUAUGAAUGGCAAGAAUGCUGCGUGAGAAAUCGUCCGUGUAACAGUUGAGAGCGUAACGUUUGAAAACCCGAUAAGUGGCUGCGAGACCCGGACGGCAUGAUGUACGCGCAGUUCGAUUGUCGUGCCGUGGAAAGUAGCGCGGGAGAAAAAGCGUGCGUUUCCGUGCACAGCGAGAGCGACGAUUACCAGAUGUUCACAGCCAUGGGCGUUGGUGGGGGCGCGAACAAUCCGCAAGUGCCCGACUUGUCUGCGUUCGACUCUUUGGUCUCAUUCCCGUUGGAAGGAGGGUGCAAAAGCGCGGGCACGACCAAAAUUGAGUGCGAGGAAACGGACGUGGACAACGAUGGCACAGUCGACUGUCAGCUGGGGGAGACGAUCGAAGGGGCGAUUCUGCUCCCGCUCCAGGAAAAUCCGCAAUCGCUGCCGGAGAACGUCAUUUUGCUGGAGUUGGGAUCAUCUUCAUCCUCGCGGCGGAGUACUAAAACCGGCGCCAUGCCUCCCCCGCAGUGCUACAGCGGUCAGCGGCUGAUGGCCGCUCUGCUGGGUUUAUCCUGUGCAAAAGCAGUAUUCGUAUUGCAAUCAUGCAUUACAAAUCUUUUUGUUAACGUUAAGUCAAAUCCGCAUUACAAAUUUUAUUUCUCAUGCUGAGGAAACUUGUAAUGCAUUUAUACGAGUACGAUACUUUUGCAAUGCAUAGGGUUGCCCGGCGUACGGCGGCGGCACGGGGGCCGCAGGGAAGGACAUGUGCGAAACCGCGCUUGCGUCGUCCUGCAAGGCUACCUUCGACGAUGCCAUCCCGAUGGUCGACGGAAAGUGGAACCUCACUGCGUACCCAGAGCAGACCAUCAAGUGCGUGUCGAAGCUGCCCAACCCGUAUCAAAAUGAAAAAUCCCCCCUCCUCAUAUCAAAGUGGAAACAACUUCUGAUGCUGAUUUGUGUAAACCAAAUCCGACUUGUCUUGCAGUAGUACGGCACUCCUGCCAGAUGUCUGGCAGCCUGGGUCGUGGCAGCGCUCAGGUCUAGUUGUUCAGCAUUGCAAACGGCUACCCUCUAGGACCAACAGCAUGCCAAAGCGCUUCACAAUUGGGCGGAUGCAGCCUCUGCACUUGUCGGCUUGCAAGACGCGGCUGAUUUGUGGUCACAAAUCAGCAACAAAAACAUAUCUUUUCAAUAUGGGGAGGGGGGAUUUUUUCUCUCAAUAACCCGAAGCCUAUGUUCGGUGCGAAAGGAGAGAAAAAUGAUACCAUCAUCACUCCGAGCCCCCCCUUGACCCCGACGUCCUUCUCCUUCAUGAAAGCGUACUGUGACAAUAUUACAAUGAAAAAUGCCUCCACCCCCGAACUUGGGAGAAUUUGUAUUGCAAACCUUUCCAAAUAUAACAUUCGCCCUCUUGCAUCUAUCAGCAUCACAGGUUUCCAAUCGUGAAUAGCAAAAAUUUGCAUUGCAAAAAACCCCAGCAGGAGCGGCGCUUGUCAUGCAAGCGAUGCGAUACACGCCUUAGCUCUGCAUCAGAAAGAUUCAAACUCCUUUCAUGCAUGACAAAAACUUUUCAUUUGGAAACUUCGCAUUACAAAUUUUUGCAAUUUCAGGGGUGGGGGGCAUUUUUCACUGUAAUAAGCAAUCAGACAACGGAGGACACCUGCCAAUUGGACGCGUCAAAAAACACUGAUAAUCCUGUCAGUUGCCUGUGGCAGUGGAACGGUACCGCUAAUGCCGGCAACGGAACGCAUUUCUGCCAGUGGUCGGGACAGCUGCUGUUCGACGAAAAGAUUGGCAAUCCGCUUUGCGCUGCCGGAUAUCCCACAGAAAAAGACAGGCAGGGCAUGAUAUUUGUAAAGGCAAAAGAACGAUGUAGAUGAAGCACACAAAAAAGAACGCUCUUGUUGCGCGCCUUGAACAGCAUGCGAUGACGAGCUUGCCCAUGACAGAUUUUUGUGUUAAGUACAUAAGUAGUUAUUUUUUGCGUUGCAAAUAUGGAUAUGCAUAUGCCCUGCUUGCUUUUUUCUGUAUGAUACCGCAUUCGCGUUGAAGGGAGAGAAAGAGUGCACGGGAAAUCUGUUCGACGACUUUCGGCAGUGGUACGGGACUCUCAAACGUUACACUCUCAAAGCUGUUACAUGAAUAAUUUGUGCUGCAAGAACAGAAAAAGCGAAGGCGAACGGAACGGAGGGAGCUUGCGGUUUAAAUGCAUAUACAACUACAGGUUUCUUGGCGCAGAUUUUGAUUUUAUUUGGCGCGUCGAUAACUUGUCACGCGAAGGAGCAGCUUGAUCGUGGAGAUAAAGAUAUGAAUGGCAAGAAUGCUGCGUGAGAAAUCGUCCGUGUAACAGUUGAGAGCGUAACGUUUGAAAACCCGAUAAGUGGCUGCGAGACCCGGACGGCAUGAUGUACGCGCAGUUCGAUUGUCGUGCCGUGGAAAGUAGCGCGGGAGAAAAAGCGUGCGUUUCCGUGCACAGCGAGAGCGACGAUUACCAGAUGUUCACAGCCAUGGGCGUUGGUGGGGGCGCGAACAAUCCGCAAGUGCCCGACUUGUCUGCGUUCGACUCUUUGGUCUCAUUCCCGUUGGAAGGAGGGUGCAAAAGCGCGGGCACGACCAAAAUUGAGUGCGAGGAAACGGACGUGGACAACGAUGGCACAGUCGACUGUCAGCUGGGGGAGACGAUCGAAGGGGCGAUUCUGCUCCCGCUCCAGGAAAAUCCGCAAUCGCUGCCGGAGAACGUCAUUUUGCUGGAGUUGGGAUCAUCUUCAUCCUCGCGGCGGAGUACUAAAACCGGCGCCAUGCCUCCCCCGCAGUGCUACAGCGGUCAGCGGCUGAUGGCCGCUCUGCUGGGUUUAUCCUGUGCAAAAGCAGUAUUCGUAUUGCAAUCAUGCAUUACAAAUCUUUUUGUUAACGUUAAGUCAAAUCCGCAUUACAAAUUUUAUUUCUCAUGCUGAGGAAACUUGUAAUGCAUUUAUACGAGUACGAUACUUUUGCAAUGCAUAGGGUUGCCCGGCGUACGGCGGCGGCACGGGGGCCGCAGGGAAGGACAUGUGCGAAACCGCGCUUGCGUCGUCCUGCAAGGCUACCUUCGACGAUGCCAUCCCGAUGGUCGACGGAAAGUGGAACCUCACUGCGUACCCAGAGCAGACCAUCAAGUGCGUGUCGAAGCUGCCCAACCCGUAUCAAAAUGAAAAAUCCCCCCUCCUCAUAUCAAAGUGGAAACAACUUCUGAUGCUGAUUUGUGUAAACCAAAUCCGACUUGUCUUGCAGUAGUACGGCACUCCUGCCAGAUGUCUGGCAGCCUGGGUCGUGGCAGCGCUCAGGUCUAGUUGUUCAGCAUUGCAAACGGCUACCCUCUAGGACCAACAGCAUGCCAAAGCGCUUCACAAUUGGGCGGAUGCAGCCUCUGCACUUGUCGGCUUGCAAGACGCGGCUGAUUUGUGGUCACAAAUCAGCAACAAAAACAUAUCUUUUCAAUAUGGGGAGGGGGGAUUUUUUCUCUCAAUAACCCGAAGCCUAUGUUCGGUGCGAAAGGAGAGAAAAAUGAUACCAUCAUCACUCCGAGCCCCCCCUUGACGCCCUGUGCAAGGUGGACAACGGAAAACGAGUGCAAGACCGAUUCCCCUUUGUCGUGCUCCUGGGACAACAAGAACAAUGUCUGCAAGCCGAAAGAUGAGAUCAAAACACCGACUGAAUGCCGCGACGUCAACACCGCGGAUGCCAUUGCAGCGGAAAAGACGUGCAACGGUCUGACGAGGGAGCACAUGGGCAUGACGUUUCAGAAGUGUGUGUGGGGCGACGCGAAUACGCUGGAAAAGGGCUGGAUGGUGAACACCGCGCAAUUUAGUGGGAAGUGCUUCGAGGCGGAGAAAGUGCAUGACGCGCAUUUCGGAUGUCUAUGCAGUGCAAAAGUAUCGUACUCGUAUAGAUGCAUUACAAAUUUCCUCAGCGUGAAAAAUGAGAUUUGUAAUGCUGAUUUGCCUUCAGAGAGAGAUUUGUAAUGCAUGAUUGCAAUUACUACGAGUGCGAUACUUUUGCACAGGAUAAUGUCCAGAGCGGAGCAACAUGGGCGCGACUACGGCGGAGAAGGUGAAAAACUGCAUUUCGGGCCUCGUCAAAGGUGGUGGUGUCUGUCAGGCGAACUCGAAUGACAUCGAUGCGGGUACUGAUAUGCCCACCGAGACCGCGGACAUUUCCUGCACGUCCAGGCUUCCGGAGUGGCAGGAAGCCUACGGUCCGGGCAGGCUGCCAUCUGUUUAUGGGAUACAUCUCAUCUCAGCUGUUACAUUCUCCACUGUUACAUGAUUUUUUUUCAUGCAAAACUUGUACUACCAGAAUCCGCCAGGCGAUCAAGCUGGAGCGACAACAACUUCGCAUGACAAACUCUCGAAGGCCGCGGCUUCUAAACCGCAUCGACAUUUUUAUCUGUGCCAAAUUUGUGUCGCUAAGUAGAUUCACUGUUGAAGUUGAAGAUGCUGUUCUUGCAUGAGACAUCCAAUUUGUGCAACAGUUUCAGAGUGUAACUUUUGCAAAUCCCUCCAUACAACUGUCGAAGGAUGCAGCCUUCUCGAUGUCCCGGCGGUUCCAAUUGAACACCUGGCGAAAGCUAUCCAAGAAACAAACGUUGUUAGUGUAAAUCUGUGAUGCAGAAAAUGCAAAACAGUUCGCACUUGUCAUGCUGAGUGUGCAGCAUAGGCCACUUUCAUACGUGUUUGCACGUACUAGCUGCGCAUGACAGAUUUUUCCUGUAAAUGCAAAACGAAUUUGUGAUGCUGCUCUUCCUACAAAGUUACACUUACACAGUUUUUUUCCUGGAUAAAAGCGGUGGAGAUGGCUGGCAGCGACGCGAGGGCGCUCAGGGCCCACCUCAUGACCAUUUUUGGUAUUGCGGAAGCGGAUGUGCAGGUGGCGGUACUCCGCGGGACCCCGCGGGACCCGCCGGCGGCUGGCGAACAAGAACGACCCCAAGGGGCCGCGCCGGGCCGGGGCGAACUCCCCACGGGGACCGGGCCGCGGGACCCGGCGAAGAGCCCCGCGCCGUGGACCAGGCCGAUUGGGUGCAUAUGGCGUUCUCAAACGUCACAUUCUCAACCGUUACACGAAUUUGUCAUGCAAGAACAGCAAACGUCGAAGGGGUGACCUUGUUGCGCGUCUUGCAUUACAGACUUGGCACAAAUUGCGAUGCUAUGAAUUUAGCUUGCCGACGAGAACAAUUUUUCAUGCGAAGAAGCUUGAUCGUGAGAAGCGUGAUAGUGCUUCUGCAUGACAAAUUCAUGCAAGAACAGUUAAGAGUGUAACGUUUGAGAGUCCCAUAGUGCAGCCUGCUCAAAGGCGGCGUGGACAUGACGGCGGAAGCUGGUGACGGUGAGGCUCUGCUGGUUGAAAGCGUCAUCGCAAGCUUCGCGGCCCUGGUUGCGGACGAGGAACUUGACGAAUUCAAUGGACUUGACGCACUACAGCAAACCGUGCACGCUUUGGAGCAAGCCGGUAGUACCGGGACUCCGAUCACUUACACGCACGACGAGUGCUUCGCCGUCACCCUCCAGUACGAGCAAUCGCCGCUUAUGCAGUGCAAGAUAAGUAUCCGAUACUCGUAUAAAUGCAUUAAGUACAAAUUUCCUUAGCGUGAGAAAUAAAAUUUGUAAUGCGGAUUCACCUUUAGAAGAAGAUUUGUAAUGCGUGACUGCAAUUACUACGAGUGCGAUAUUACUUUUGCAAUGCAUACCGCUGGACCUGGAAGAGUUUUGCCCCACCUCCAGCAACUGCAAGUUUGU